AUGACCAACGUGAGUGUACCACGCUGGUGCAGCCGGCAGCUGCUGGACUACGUCCUCGCCCGAAGGCGAGACCGUCACGGUGUGCUAGUGACAGAGAUGACCUGCGAUUUCGACGGCCGGACGGACAGCCGUCUUGUCAUCUUCAAAAUGAGACUGCGCAUUCAAUCAUCAGGCGACCACAAGGUAGGCGACUGUCAGGAUGCGAUAGUCGACAACUCGAAGGGUCCUAAAUUAGAAGCUAGGAAUGACCGAGUUGUCGGGCAACCUUUUCUGAGGUGAGAGACGUACGCACAGGUCAGCAAACAGUUGCGACAAGCGUUUCCCUCAGCCGAAAGUUGUUGAGGGGUGCCUGAGUACCCCUGGGAUUUAUCCGCCCUCAAACAAUCAUCGAGGGAUGCAGGUCCGAUAGUCGUCAAGCUUUCACCACAACGGUGAAGGGCACGUGCGGCUGGAGGAGUGAAGUGGCAGGCAACGUGGGGCGGACCGAAAGACGACAUGAGUAAUCGGCCGCGCUGACAACCACAAGGCCAAACUGUUCCUGCACGCACAGACAAGACGAAAGGCGACGUGUACUGGCGUCGGAUCAAUUGUUUCUUAUCUAAACAACACGAGUAACUACGUAAUUGGAAACUUGAACGUGACGUCCACUGGAAGGAGGAGUGUGAGUGUGCGUUGCGGCUGGAGAAUUGAAGGGUGCGCCGUCCCGACGCACCGAGAGCAGUCACACGCACUCACAGCGCUUACAAUCUAACCGGACCCCCUCUACUUCCCCCCCCCCUCCCACCCCAACUCCACCGUCCUCAACACGCUGACUCCGUCAUGCGGGCGGCGUGGGUGCAUGGAGUCCGAUUAACCCUGCUCCCGAGACGCAUUUAUAUCCUGUCGACAAGUAGACUGAUCAUUACCCAUGUAAAUGUACCGGCCUGAUGAUGAAUUACCGAAAAAUAUGUUCGCCAACUGACUCUCCAAGGUGAGAAGGUAAUUGCAGUUGGUGGCAGCGGCGACGAAAGGAGUAUAGUUGGACACGGUGGACGGACAGAGGGCGGGGGGUGGGAUGGGGAAACAGGAGGUAGGGAAACACAGGGUUCAUUCGGGAUAGCAACUUUGAGGCGGUUCGCAUCCAUGACCUCUUUAUGAGUUCCGCUUUGAAUGCGGAAUGUCGUCCCCCUCGAAACAACCCGGAACGUUCCGUCGUACGGUGGCUGUAGUGACCGAGAAAUUCGAUCACAUCGCAGGUAGACGUGAAAGCAUGCAACCAAGUCCUCCGAAAAAGGCUCACAGAUCGUUGGCUUGGACGUAAAUGGGCAGGCUUUCCACAUGAAUUAUUGUAGACGGUGCUGGAGGUUUGUGAGCUACUCGACCGCAUCGUGAGGAGCUGGUGAGUUCAUUUGACCUGGCAGUCGGAUAGUGGUGCCGAACACCAAUUCAGUGUUGGGACACGCAAGGUCGAAUUUUAUGGUCGAGCGAAUGCCAAAUAGGACCAGGGAACGAUAAUCCGUCCAGUUCUCCCUAUCCGCUGCGGUGCGUAGGGAGUUCUUCAGCUGGUGGUGAAACCACUUGACCAUAAUAUUGACUGCUGGAUGAAAGGCCGUCGCCCGAUUGUGUGCAGCCAAGGGAGGUGAGGUCGGACUCGAGCUGGGGGCCUCGGUUAGUUGGAACUGUUGAUGGGCACAAGAAAUGGCGACCCAACGACUGACGAAAGCCUUAAAGAUGGUACCUGCAUCCGCAUUCGGCAGAGGAAUUGUUUCAGCGCAGCUGGCGUAUGGACCGAUGCAGGUAGGGAGAUGAGUGUAGCCAUUGGAUGGAGGUAAGAGGCCUAGGACAUUCAGAUGAACGUGACCGGACCGUGCGUCAAGGCGAGGGAAAUUGUCUGGUGAUGACAAGUCAUGAUGCCGCACUCUGUUCUGCUUGAAACUCAAACACGAUCGUGCCUAUACUUUGCCUUCCUUGUUCAUGCCAGGUCAGACAAACCUUUUCUUUAGGAGCUUUUUGGGGAGGGACAUGGGACCACUGGGCGGAAGACUACAUGAAGAGAUUGAAAAACAGCUCGAUGCAUUGAGGCAGCAUGAGGGAGCAAUGAGAAGGACUGGAGGACAAACAGAGGAUUUUGCCAACACCGGUGGACAAAGGAAUUUCCAUGAGCUGGCCUACACUAAUUGACUCAUCAACAGGACAACCGACCCGUCGUUGUUCACCCCCCUUGGCAAUAAGAUCGACCCCAAGUGGGAGCUGCAGUGCAGAGAAGGAAGACCGACUGAUAUACAGUCCAGGCGGGCUAUCUCAGUGGGGCUAUAUUUGUUUGAGUGGGGUCGAAGGGCGAACGUCAACGGUUUGUGGUUUUUGAAAAUAGUGAAGUUAUAGAUGCCCGCCCUCACGGCUGUCAGCGCGGCCGCUUCCCCAUGCCUCUUCGGUUGGUCUAACGGGCCCGUGAAGCAUUGCGUGCACGCGUGAAUCACCCUUCAGCUUGCCGACGCCGUAAGGCCGAAGUAUAAUUUCGUCUACAUCGAUUUGUCACUGCCGCAAAAGCUCAGGCGCAUACUUACGCUUUGCCUCCGGGCAGGCAACUCAAACGAUUGACAAUGCUGGUGAGAACAAUUGUUGCCACUGGCUGACGUACUGCGUGUAAGCUUUUCUGUCGUAGCAAAGUUUGUCCAACGUGUUCUGUCUCCCUAAUUUCUGACUUGAGAACCUUCGAGUUGUCUACCAUCUCAAUUCGGCAAGCGAUGAUCCCUUCCAACUCCACAAUGUAGUCAGGUGUUGGCAAUGGACAACUUUCCACCAGCUAUAUAGCAUAUUCUGCACCCGUUCCUGACAGUCUUUCGACCCCGUUGGUGGAAAUGCACGGUUUCGACAAGUUCUCCCCUGCCUCACUUUCAACUAUAUCGGCUUCUCUCACGUUCCUUCUUUCGAACUUGAGGUCAAAGAUGGCUAAUCUUGCAUAAGAGUUAGUUACCUUGGAAUGGGCCGGAAUCCUCAGCAUCCACGUCACAUUAAGGCAAACCCAACUAUGAGUGAGCGGUCACGUCGUGGGGAUGGACGACGAGCGACUACUCAGGCGAAUGUUUUACGGCGACAUCGUCACGGGUGAUCGUUGACAGGGUGAGUUGAAACGAAGUGGGAACGACGCUCUGGAUAUUUCCCUUUGUAAUCUACAAAGUGGUCUGGGGACCUGUGAGGACCUCCCACAAAACUGAUUAGCCCCGAAAACAACAGUGAAGACUGGAACAACUGUAUACGAAACCAACCGGAUCGCCGCUGCCAAAAUCAAAGCAAAGGCUCUCGAGUCUCACAUUUCGCAGACCAACAAUUCCAUCAAUCAAAACCUCCCAUCAUGUCCACGAUGCCAGCGGACAUUUAGCGCGCUGAUCGACCUCGUCGGACCCAAUGCACUAUCAGCGGGGCACUCCCUUUUCCCGUUCCGAAAAUCGUCUCAGCCUCCAUCACCACUACCGAUAACCCCACGACGUCAACAACCAACACUACUGGCGAGCAAACUCCCGAUGCUUCGCCGCCCAUUGCCACUUCCGGACAGUUCGAACGUCAUCACCGACGAUGUCCACCUUGUGCCCAACAGGAUGGUAACCUGCGCCUGAAUUAGUUUAUAGCGAUAGUAAACUUUCGCUGCAUCUACCGCACCCUCACUCCCCCACCCACCUGAGCCCGGUGCCAAGGGAGAGUCAAUAAAACCGUCGACGGGAGAGGCCGCAGGUGGCUGACACGGCGAGAACACGCACAUAGGCGUGCCAUCACGCCCCCGGUUCACAACGAACACUUGACCAGGAUUUUUACAUCAAGAAAAAUGAGGGGGGCAGUAGGGAUCUCAUUUGCCGUCCCGUCAGUCUGCACCGGGCCUGCCACCAAAUCCCCACUGGUGGCCUUUGUUAUCAUAUGUGCUCAUUCCCGAUAACGCCUGCCAGACCCCUAUCUAACCCCUGUGUCGGUCCAGCGCAUUUACCGCGUGACCCGCUUUGGGCGUCGUGCCCUCCGAGACUGGCGAUUCGGUGUCAGGAGCAUCGACAUACAAUCGUCGCACCCACCUCAACUUCACACGGCCCUCGGACAUCCAGUUACUGCAUGGGCUUAUUCGGCUUUAUGGACCUCUGUUGAAAUCUGCGGUAGAACACAGCAGUCCAAACCCCACCACCACACAUGUCCCCUUAGCUCGCACGCCCCUAGACCAGAAAUAAGCACACCCCACAUCACCCACCACCUGCUCAGAACAUUCACCUCGCAAGCAAGUGGGCAACAUGUUCAACGCAUACCCUCGUGCGUGGCUUGGUCACUGGAUCCUGUAUGGCACACGUGAACAGAUGUAUUAGCUCUGUCAGCCACUGCGUCCAAUAGAAGCACUGGAUGACUAGCAAAAUCGAGCAGUCCACUGUUAUCGUCAGUUUGAGCGCAUGAUCUGCUACUCUUCAGUAAAUUCCAGACAGUGCCUGCCUUCAAAAAUGCUUCGGCUACCUCCCAAACUGAAGCAUAGGUAAUUUACCUCCUGUUCAAAUGUCUGGAUGCAGAUUUCUGCGCCACCUCACCAGAUUUUCGAUCACAUUCUACCUAAUCAACUAUAAUGUUGAUCCUCCCCCAGCUAAUAAUUUUACCACAUUGAUCCCGCCCCUUUUUAUUGUUACAUGUGUGCUGUUGUUCGGCUGCAUUUCGGUAAGCUAAGCUACUGUUACCCACCCCCCUCCCUCCCCCCAGGCGCUGACCGAAUGCAUUGGCCUCAUCACGAAAACUGUUCCCUUAUCGAUCCAUGUUGCCUUAUUGUGGUCGCCAUAUGAACCAAGGCUGACAACCCGGCCACUGAGCUGGCAUUUUGUGCGAUGACAGGACCGCACACACGCAGAGGUGCUCACAUGAGGGGCUGGUCCGUGUUUUUCGUUUAUGGUUCGGGGGCUUACGGACCCGCUGGAAAGCAGUGAUCACUGGCGUUAGCGACCGGUGCUUGUGAAAGGCUGAUUUGUGCACGCUCAUUGUGACUUUCUAUUCAUGAAUGCCUGUGGUAGGUUUAUGGACGUCUCCUCGCACGGACUCAUGGCAGAUAAUGCUCAUGCGAUGUCGAACAAACCUUUUAUCCUAUAUGGUAAGGUUCUACAAUCCUGCGUUCAAAAAAUAGACAUUAUUUGACUUUCGUCAAAUUAUCAUACUUAAGUAACAGUAACGUUUUUCCAGUGUCGACAGCGGACACCUCCGAUCUUGCCGUUUUCUCAUCUAUCCAACUCGAAAUGAGCAUGCUCAUUUAAAAUAAAACAGAAUUGGGUGGGAAUGAUGAAACCCUAUCAAGCCAUCGAAAAACAAUCGGCCUAUUUUUAAGUCAAUUUUACUGUCCAGGUUUGCCGCUCCAGUUGAAAUCAGCAUGGCUCAAAACUUGCAGUCUUUUAAGACUUGGCCGUCAGUGGUGGUUGGCAAGAUGUGCUCGGCGUAGUUUGCUGUUACCACUAAUUUGGCCUACAAUAUUGUAACGCAAAAUCAACCUCUAGGUACAAUGACCAGCAUCCUCAAGACUUUAUUCAGUUGCUCAAUGCAUUAAUCCCAAAUAAGGCACUUCAGGAGAAUGAUUAUUUACUUUUCUUCGAUGUAAUAUCCAUCGUCGAUGUAACUCGAUCUCUUCGGAAUUGUCACAUUACAGUUCUUAAUUUUCUGUCAAUCACGGAAAUAUUGGUUUCUUUGCAAAAUCUCAGACCAUUCUCAAUGGUAGGGGGCGCUCACCGAUCGUUCAUACGAACUCACUCGUUCCGUUGGGCCUUAAGGGCUCUCUCUCGAGCCCAACCAGCAGCCGCACAGCGGCGCAUGAUAUAUAGGCAGAAUGGUAUUACCGACAAAGACAAGGGAGACUGGAAUGGCCAUUUCUGGCUUAUUAGCCGUCGUCAGCCAGCCAUACCCAAGCCCGAAGUGUGGAACACCCGAGCCUCGAACUCGCGACCUGUUGGUUUAGAAGUCCACGCCUCUACCCACCGGGCCACGAGCCCGCUGCCUUGUCGGUUUUCGAUUGGGAAUAUACAAUGGUAGGGGGGCGCUCACCGAUCGUUCAUACGGAACUCACUUGUUCCGUUGUGCCUUAAGGGCUCUAUCUCCAGCACAACCAGCAGUCGCAUAGCGGCGCAUGAUAUAUAAGCAGAAUGGGAUAUAUCAUAUAUGUAUAUAUCAUGCGCCACUGUGCGGCUGCUGGUUGGGCUCGAGAGAGAGCCCUUAAGGCACAACGGAUCGAGUGAGUUCCGUAUGAACGAUCGGUGAGCGCCCCCUAACAUUGUAUAUUCCCGAUCGAAAACCGACAGGGCAACGUGCUCGUGGCCCGGUGGGUAGAGGCGUGGACUUCUAAACCAACAGGUCGCGAGUUCGAGGCUCGGGUGUUCCACACUUCGGGCUUGGGUAUGGCUGGCUGACGACGGCUAAUAAGCCAGAAAUGGCCAUUCCAGUCUCCCUUGUCUUUGUCGGUAAUACCAUUCUGCCUAGACCCUUCUCAUUUAUGCGCCUGGGAAACGUGGCGUUCGAAGUUAUUUUAAGUACUAAUUACGAAACAAAUGUGAGUGCUAACUUCGACAGGAGGUACUUUACACCAAUCUGGAUUCGUUUGUCUCCGAAAGCGUUUGCCUUAUGCAGUCACUGUCACCAAGUUUCUUGCUUAAAUUGCUUUGAGCGUCAAAUUCUGAUAUGUCGGCGGAGAUUCGACCAAUUUUUUUAGUGAAUAAGUGUUUUCGCUUGAAAACACCAAGAAACGCCCCAUCCUACCGGAGAUGGCCUACUGAAUUCAAGAGGGGCGCCUAUUCCCGUGCAGUAAGUUUAACCCUCGCACUAACCCUCACAGUGACAAUAAUAAACCUAACCAUAACCCUUAUACUAAUUAUCCUUACCCAGCUAUAACUGUGACUCCCCCUGGAAUUUAGGGCAAGGCCAUCUGUAACGCUGGGGCGUAAAUAUUUCUGUUAACACCAAUCCCAGCCCCCACCUGCUAAUUUAUCGCAAGGCCAUCUGUAAUACGGCGCGGGGCACGUGCUAUGCCCUAAUUUAUUUUCUGGUACAGGUUGUGACAACACAACAUCUUCAAAUCAGAAGACUGGUGUUCGCAUUUCCACAAUCUGUAUUACAAAAUAAGUGCUAUUUAGGAAAACCAUGUGCUAUUUCAAGUUUAAAACCUUUUUUCAUAAUGGGAUAAAAAUAUAUUUCUGUUAGGUUAUGCCAAAAAAUUACAUCUGAAUUGCAUAAUGGGCUUGUUUUGUGGCGCUACUCGGAACUAGCCAUGCGCUCUCGAAAUUUUUUCUUCAAAGGAGCGAAAAAAAGUCAAAAGCUUUAACUGUCCCAAGUUCGCGUCUUUAGGGGGUCAGUAAGGCCUCAAUUAGCCUCUCAACGGGUCACCAAGUUCUAAGGACCGUAAUUAAAGUUCAUAAUUAAGGUUUUGGACGGGUUUUGCUCGUCAAGCGUCCUAAAAAUUUUCGCUCUGCAGGAACCAGGACACUUAUAAUUUGCUAUCGACGAAGAACUUAGUUUCCCCCGACCACAGCUAGCAGAAUGAAGGGGCCUGAGUAGUGCAGUUCGGCAGUUUCGAACGGCUGGUGCAUUUUUCUUUUCCUUCCAUGUUGCUAAAACUCAUUGUUUUAUACAAAAUGUUAGUGAGUGUUGUUGUAAACCGCUAUUCGUAGCCAUCUUCACACUGAAAUCGCCAUUGAAAUUAUGUUUACGUCGAACGUCCACUGAAAGAAUGCCUAAAAACACGGAAGUAUGCCAUCUGUCAUGCGCACAAAAAUAUUAAAACCAUAAGAGUUGUAUGAGCAGCAUAAGUAUGACUCAGGUGAUGACCGGUUUUGAGAAAGCUUGAAGUUUGCAGUUUAGAAGAAGGCUUGAACUUUCGAAUGGCUAAACAUUGCUUGCACACUAUCUACUUUAUAAGCAUUUCAUUUGUUCGGAACUGAACAUAAACCAAACGAUAGUAGAGACGGGAGUUUAUAAAAAAUCUGAAUGAAACCUGAUCUUCCUCGACGCGGUGAGCCCAUAUUCUUCUUUAAAUCAUCAACCCGGAUCUCUCAACUUUGUCAAUCUGAACACAAGAAUAGAACGUACCGGAAGCCGUAUUGGCAACAAUGCAAGUGAUAUUUUAGAAAUAAGGUAGGAAAUCACGGUAAAAAGGCUCAUGAGAAAACACCCACAAAAUCAAAGACGCGUGAGUAAAUUUCUUGGGAUCGGUGCGGACAUGUGACGUUUCCCUGCCUGGCCUGGUGCAGGAUGGGUGUUCCUGUACUUUCUCCAUAAUUAAUGAUUUGUAUGAAAGAGGCGGAAAGCGGAGACGCCGAUCUGACGUAGAGUUUCUAACUGCAUCCCAAGUCAGUGGCCAAUCUCAUGAAGUGUGAACCGAGAUCCUGCAGUGUGCUUUCGAUUAGGACGGGUUACUUAGGUGAGAUCGUAAUAUUGAUCGUCGAGUAGCAUAAUCCUAAGAUAUUUAAUUCAUGCCAGAAUACCGUUUUUUAGACCCGUUUCUUACCGACAGCCCGCGAAAACAUCACUCGGUAAAAGGAAGUACCUAAUUAGUAUACAUUUUCAUUGAUAAGGGUGGCUAUUUGGAUAAAAAGGAAGUCGUCUUUAAGAUUCCAUGCAACAUCUAUGAUGCAAUAUAUUGUGGUCGAACUGGAAACUCCAUCUCUACACGCCUACAUGAACGCCAUUUGGCACUAAGGCGGCUGAACCACUUAUUCCAAGUCACUAUGCAUACGCUAGAAACCGGGCACAAAUUUGCUUGGGAUAAAAGACGGAUUGCCACUUCCUCCCUAUAUAAGAAAGGCCGGCAAUUUAUGGAGGCCGAUUGCUCUGAUGAAUCGCGCAUCAAUUGGCACAUCGAUUUGAGCGCCAUGCGUACAGAUCUCAAAGAAAAACGGAAAUAUGGUAACCAGUAGAAACGUGAUGUCAGCCCAAAUCAUCGACCUAUGGACAGCACUGACAAAUCGAUAUCUUUUUUCAUGUAUGCUUGAAUUUUAACUGUUUUUCACGUUUUCUACGCGUCUGACAACGACCUGGGGAACCAGCGUCGAAAAUUUACGAAAUUAAGUUUGCUUAAUUUUCCAAAGGACUCAUUUCAGACUCAUGCAGAAUGACAUUACCGACAAAGACUGGGAAACUGGAAUGACCACUUCUGGCUUAUUAGCCGUCACCAGCCAGUCAUACCCGUCCCUGAGGUGUGCAACACCUGGGGCUCGAUCCCACGACCUGUUGGUUGGGGGUUCAAUGCUCUAACCGCUGGUCAACGGGCUCGUUAUCCUAUCAGUUGCGAUCGGGAAUACACAAAGGUAGAGGGACGCUCACAGAUCGUUUUUACGGAACUCACUCAUCCCGUUGUGCCUUAGGCUCUCUCUUGAACCAAACCAGCAGCCGCACAGCGGCGCUGUUUGGGUUGGUUAUAAGUCGAAAGCCACGUUUGUGAUUAUGUACGCAUGCAAGCAUGCGUUUAGCCCUUCUUCUUACACAAUUUGUCUUUUUUGCAUGGUGGCUAAUCUCUCCGAAGCAUAGGCUAUAGAAAACUUCCAGUCCAUAAGUGCAUGCGACUUAAACCACUCAGAGAAUUUGCCCAGUACGUUAAUGUGCCAUACCGCAAGCGAAGAACUGAGUCAUUAGCUUACCUAUCUGAGUGGGUGUCAUAACUCCUUCUUCUUCUUCUUCUUCUUCUUCUUCUUCUUCUUUUUUUUUUCUUCUUCUUCUUCUUCUUCUUCUUCUUCUUCUUCUCAGAAUGCACACUUAUUAUGACUGUAUUCGCCCUAGGUUCUUUUCACUGAUGUUUAUAGAUACAGUCCAAUAUGGCCUUCGGUUCUUCCGAAAUUUUACUUUUUUCAGGUAUUGUCGUCGCGGCCAACUUUCAUGUGGAUUGGUAGCCUCAGACUGUAUGCCCUCAGUUACUUAGGAAGGAAUUUUUUUCUAGACCAAUGCUAUUUUCUACAAACUUAUUUCUGAAAAUCCUACAUUAUUCAGAUUAAGGACUGUGAAAAAAACUUUGCAUGGAAUAAUUUCCUCGGAUAGAAAAAGCCUAACUGUCAGAUGAAUACAAGCAAAAAUUCUAAUAAUUUUUACAGAUUUUUUUUAACUAUUCUGCCUGAGGUCUAAUAGAAGGUCUGAAAUCCGAGGUCUCAACAGACAAAACCUGGAAUAAGCAGAAACUCGCGAACCCCGGAAGACGUCAGACAGAAACUCAGUGUAAAGUGCUCAUUAAUUUGCUUAAGGUAACAAACUUUGCGAACGAGGAACCAUGUGAGACUGCGAAUCUCAGUUAACCGACAGCAUUUCCGCAUUAAGGGUUUGCGACGAGGAAUACACGAUCGCUGGGCUCACUGUAGAACUCAUCGGAGUCUUCAGUGGACAAGGGCAGCGAACUCACAGGCACUGCAGUAUGCACAGGGUUCAAGGCUACGCAACCAUUCGCCUAAUAAAGUAGCAGCCCCGCAUCCAAAUAGGCGUUCACAAAUGGUGUGGCAAGGGCUUGGUCGGGGGCAUUCGAGUCCCUAUUGCUCGCGACUUCCCACUAUUGUUGAUUACGGGCGUAGUGACAACUCGAAAAUUUAUUCCGCCAUGACAUCUACUGGGAGCAGUGUUCAGUCGUGCGCUGCUGCGUGAUUACUUCCUCUACCAAAGGAAGGCCAUAGCCCUGGAUGGAAAGGAGGGGUGUCAUUGCGUUCAUUGAUAGACUGCAGUAGGUGCAAGAUGGUCUAUCUUCGAAUCUUACCCUCCCCCCCCCAGGGCUCUGUUGUUAGCAUGUAAGACUCAUGCAAAAAUCAAUUUUGGCAUAAUCAACGUAGUACGAAACGAACGAAAAGUGUAAAUUAAUUUAACGGAAGAAAAGUUCACUCCUUAAACACAAAAUGGUAUUUUUACGAUCACGCCUGUCAGUUCUGUUUAAAUUUACUAGACACCAACCGGCCUCGUGGCAUGUCCUUUCAUGAAAAAUUUUGUUCCUACGACGUCCCCACCGGUGAAAUCAAGCGAAAUCCCAUUUCUUUUGUUGAACCCCAUCUCAUUUAACUCAAAAGAGUCAAGGAUAGCACGAAACGUUAUCUAUGUCUACUUUUAUAUUUACUACGUUUUGGUUUGAAAAUACAUUCUAUACAUAUAAAAACGAAGUUUACUAAAUUAGAGCCAUUUCUGAUGUUUUCGGGAUAUUGCGCUUUUCAAGAUAAAUCGGCGUUUCUAAACAACGCAACACCGCUUUUAAUAUUUCUUUCAUGUUUUUAAUUCUUUUAAUUUGCACUUAGUUAACAUAGACAUUGGACUCAUUAAAUGAUGUCGGUUUGCGAGUGAUUGGCAAUCGUUCGUAAGUUUCGACACAUUUCAUGAGUCAGGUCAUUAACCGUAUAUGAGUAACUGAGACCCUUCUGACAACUUGAUAUGAUCCUAUCUUCACACUCAGUGACUUGUGCAUGCAUGCGCGCUGUCAGCAGCAAAUCCAAGUACCUCCGUUGAGUUCAUUUGGGCGUUUGAUGUGAAAUAGCAGUCGCUUCGGAACGGCCAGCUUUAGGCCAAAAUGGAUUGGCUGUCGUGUGAGAACCCAUCGAGCACCAAAAUCCGGAGACGUUUACUUGGUAAGGUUACAUAGCCUAUCUUUGCGCGUCAGGUAACCUUUAGAACCAGAAAGGAGAUGAGACGAUAACAGAGAAAACGGUUUUAUUUACAGGGGAAUUUUGAGCAGAACUCUAAAGAAAGGUAGUUGGGCUGUUGGUCGCUUAAUGGGUACGGAAUUUCAUAAUAGCUUCCAGAUCGCCACGUCUUAUCGCAUGGUGGCCAUUUGAAUUCGAUGAUUUAAAGAUGAUGAAGGUUACUGGUGGUAGAUGACAACCGAGGGAAAAACGCCUAGGUUUUUUAAAUAAAGAUUAAAACCCAGUUUCUCAAUAAGGGAGCCUCCUGGUCGAAUGGAUUUGAAUGGUCACUCUUACGGUGACCGAAAUUCAGGUAAGGGCGGGACGAGUAGCUGGUGUUGAAACUACUUGGGGUGGAAGCACGAAAGCAUAUAAAAGACUUGAAUUACACGACCAAGCAAAAUCGAUAGUCUGCUUUCUUAACAUCCAGGUUCGAUCAACCGUAUCUUAAUAAUAAGAAUAUCUCCUUAUUCUAAAGAAAGAAAACAAGAACAAGAAUUUUUGGUGUGUGACAGACCGUGGUUUGCCUUUCUGCAUUGCAGGAUGUCCAACUUACCGCACUUCAUAGCGAAGUUGCAUAUUUUCGUGCCUGUUUCUAACUAGCUUCAGGAUUAAGCAUAGGAAUAAAUAUCUUGCUGCCUGCGGAAAUGGAGAAACCAAUCGAUCGGGAAAAGGAUUUUUCGAGCUUCAUGGCGGAAAAAUACGUGCAUUGGAUUCUGCUAAAUAUCUUGAUUAUACUUUCUUAUAAUUUUCAAGACAGCCAUCCUUAACAUGCGUCAAGUCCCAUGGAAUACCAGAGUAAACCUUCGAACACACUUUCAACCAGUGAAGACAAUUUAGGUUGAAUUCUAAUGCAGACAAACGGGGAAACUGCUUAAAGCUGAUUCAUGCAUGCUAGCAUGCUGAUACUUGGUUAAGAAUCUUUUCAGUUACCUUUGCAAACUACACUAGGAAAAACCCUUGCACUACUUUUCGAGACCUACGCAGGUUCAAUAUGACUUUAGAAGAGUGUUUCGAAAACUUUUUAUGCUAAUUUUAAAUGUUAGAAUGAAAGGGUGUGAUUUUUUAUUAAGGAAAUGCAUCAUUAUAGGAAUUGUGGAAGGUUCUCAGGAAUAAUCUUGUAGCCUAAUACCCGCAAGUCUAGAAGUGGAAACUUCAUGCGUCACUUUCGUGGUACAGAGUUUCAUUUUUAUUAUCGUCGAAGGUCAGUAGGAAUAAUGAACACUAUACUAAUAGUUAUUUCUCCCUUGUCUGCUAGUUACACAGGUGACUUAAAUGAUAUUCGUCAAUAUUUCACGCCAGUCAACAAUAUAACCGCAUCGGAAUUGUGUAUUCCACUUUAAAACUGGUUUAAUAGUUUCAGGAAUUAUUUCCUGAGUUUUAGCCAAUGUGGUAAACUGGAUUUCUGAUGCCUGUAAAUUCGAUGCAGGUGAGUUUACAAAUGUCAAUUUUUUACUCCGUUAAAAGUAUUCGUCUUAUGAUAAAAAUUCAUCGUUUUUGUCACUAGUCAAAAUUCAGACACAAAAUCGAAUUAUCCAUCCAGUAAAAUAAGAGACAAUGACUAACAAUGGAGGAGGUGGAAAACAAAUAAGGGACCGACUGGAAGUUCCACGAGCACUCCAGCCCAAUUUUGAGUUUUUCUAAAAAUUUUAGCGAUGUUCUUUUGGUGCUUGUGCUUGAAAAUUAAGCAAAGCAUCUUUGAAAUAACGUUCAGGAGUAUGCUUAAAGUUGAUUUGUGUGAUUUUUCGGGAAAGUAAUUUGCACUUAAUCCUCCCAUCUGUCGACGUAUUCGUUUGUUCGUUCUAUGAGUUGCCACCGAUUGUUAGUUGUUAUCUUGGGUAGUCGCGUACUACUCAAGACAUAUAAACUCACAAUAGCGUAACGCCUUCCAAUUUUUCGUUAGUCUUUGGAGAAGAAAAAAUGAUGGUUGGGAGUCUACAAUUUAUCGAUUUCGAAAAAAUAAUGGGAAAACCGCAUAAAAUAAGAAGCGACUUUUUCAUCAAACCAGGGUCAUGAGGAAUAUGGGUUCAAACUAGAAGUUAUCCCUGCAAUACACAAAUCACGUACUCUGCACUUUCAAAAACAAAUAAUUUUUAAGAUCGAGUUUAACCAAAAGUUUAUAAAUUAAGCCACUUGCCUAGCAGUUCAAAAGAAGCAUUUUAGCAUUACAAACGUUAUCAGGACUUCAACUGGGGCGUCAUGACAUCACAUUGACUACAAAACCACCUACUGAGCAUCCAGUCGUCAGAGCUCAUAUAUGCACAUAUUCACUUCGUUUACUGGUUGGAAAAAAUCAGACGUUUUACCCAUGGUAUGCAUCAUUUCGAAAUUUUUUAUAUGCACCGAACCUUUUCGAAACGGUCUAGCGAUAGAAUAACAUGAGGGAAUAUUAUUCAGUUUUUCGCGUCGAAAUCGUACCACAUCUUAAAAAAACGCGGCCGAUGUAACUGGCGAUGGACGACUUUCAGCCCUGGAUGCACCACUUUUUGUUUCCUAGGGAUAAUCUUGACCAACAAGCCGAAAAAUGAACAGAUGAGAGAAAAUAAACUGCUUAGCUGAUUUAAACAUGUUAACUCUUUUAUUUGUCCGUAAUUCCACAUUUAUUUUCUAAAUCCCAACAUCGUUUGUAGUUUCUGCUUUUUUGGCUCUUGCAUAUAUGAUACUUACAGUCGUUUUGGGCAUAACUCUGCUCUAGAAUACAGAAGCCAAAUUUAAUUAGCCUAUGAGAACUCGCCUUGAUGUGUCCUGUCCAUUCUUAUUGUGUAGUGGAAAUGGUCUGUUGCGUAAACCUGAUUGGUUAAUUUUUGGCCAGGGAUGUGCCGCUGAGUAUAAAUUAUAUGCUGUUACCAAUUUUUUAAACGUAGUUCGACUUUGAACAUGACAUUUUAUGCCCAAAUCUUCACGGCAAUAUUUUUCGGUGUUUUGACCAUCUCGGCGGCGAGGAGCAUCCCUAAACCUUAUCGGGUACGAAAGUUUCUCUUUCUUAUAUUAUACAUUAGAUUUCCUGUUACACCGUUAAUGGUCAGUCAGUAUAGACGUAGCAUACAGCAUAUCACAGUGCAUGUAGAACACUGUGCAGUCGAAAAAAGACAUUAGCGCUGCCCCAGUUGGAUUCUUGUUGGCUUUUCACAUUUAAGAAGUCCACUGGUGAAUGAGACCAAUGCCGGCCUAGACAGUGUCUCCGAGGUUCGAAUGUCAUCUCAUAGGGCUACCCAUCUGCAUUUUCGUUUAAGACUUUUUGGGUUCGCAGGAUGUUAACUGUGACGAUUAUUUCCUUCAAACUUUCACAGGCUUCACGACCAAGAGGAAAAACGAAGAAACAUUGAUCGAUUUGCUUAAGUAAGAUCUGCUGACAAAACAAGUAUCACCUUUAGCUUGUCAUUAAAAUCAUUCGUGGUUACCAACUGUAGUUUAGCUAACAACUCCGAAUUGCUCGUUUAAAUUCUUGCACUCUAUUUCUCGUCCACAGAGCAAAGUAUCACGCAAGAUUUCGUUCCAGUGUAGUCGUUCAUGCAUUUUGUACUCUUCAUGAAGAGAAGUAUUUGUAAUUUCCGUCUCCAAAUCUCUUCAUAGUGAUGGCGGAGAGUCGAUGCAAGUAGCCUAGCAUGUAUGCGUAGAUUAAACAGACGGCUAUAGACUUGAGUGUGAAGUUCAGUGUGCGACAGUUUCUAAACAAGACUUGUUUGGCUUAGUUCUGUCGAGUGAGCUCUAAAAACGAUUUCCGAAUUGCAAAAUUCCCGAUUAUAGUACCAGGACCCGUAGUAGUGAAUUUCUGAAUGCAGAUUUUGGCAGCUUCGGCUGCAAUCUUUCACCUACAGAACUUAAGUCAACUGAAUUUCUUCUACCCUCUUCCAAACAACCACGUAGAUAAAUUUACCGUUAGGAUCGAAGCUCCAUCUAAGACUAUUAUCAAUGUUCAUGUUUAUUAGAGUAUUUCCCAAUACUUUUUGGAGGAUACGUCUCGUUCUGUUUUCCGUUCACGUUUACCUUUCUUAGAUAAGAUUUCACUAGGCCACAAAGAACUACUUGACUUUAAAAUAUAGCUCUUGUGAAAACUAUGAUGAUGAUUCCCUACAUGACUCUUUGUAUUGACAUCGCCUAGACUGUAAUCUUUUAUAUUGUUGGCAGGAGUUUACAUGUUGUUACAGCAAGAUGACGUCUAGUAAACUUAACUUCUAGCGAGCUAGCUUUCACAGCUUCUUCUGUUCUUAGAAAGCGCGACCAAAUUAGGUUUGACCAAGGGCUUGUUUCUGAACAUAAAGCAAAAACUAUGGAACCCUUCUACUCUUUAGGAAGGUUCGUAUUACCAGUCGCUUAAGUUAAGAAAAUGCUUUGAUCUGUAUGGAGACUGGCGCCCCCCACUAAAAGAGGCUUCAGGAGUUUGACAAUGAGGCUCUUGCCUUUGCACUUGCGGAACCGCUUACCUCGAUUCAAAGAUGAAUUUCAUUUAUUUUGGUAGGGUCAUAAUAUUCAGAUAGGAAAAGUUGAGAGAUCCGGGAAGAUUAUUAGAAGAAGAAAAAUGGGUCAUAAUAUGCAUUGUGGAUUUUGAGAGCGUCCGAAAAUAAAAGCCUCUAGAAUUUUAACCUUAGUGUGCAUUUAUCUCGCACUUCCAUAACUUUGCUAAUGUGAUCUAAGGAGUCUGGUCGAAUCCAGGCCGAGGAUUUCCGUGGUCUACGCCUCUCGUCAAAAUUCAUAUUUGAAACUGGAGUCUCUAUAAGCCUGAACGCCAAAUUUCGUGUCCUUUGUCUGCGCUAAUGAGCGAUCAUCAAAACAUUUUGAAUGUUUCAAUUUCAGUCUAACAACAACGCCCUGCGUAAGAUUCCUGUCGCAUGCUUAGUGGCUCCUUGGAUUAGACAAUAAACUAGCCUUUUCUCAUCAUUUACUGUGGCAUGUUUUUGGGUUGUUUCAAAAAAUACUUUUUUUCUCUUUUUUAGUCUAUAGAUGAUCUGGCCACGGAAAACGGAGCACAGCUGACCAACUGCGUUGACGAGUGCAUUAUGAAGGCUUACAGCAAAUCCUUCCUGAGUGGAGUACCUGCCCUCGAUGCAGGCCUUCUUAGGAGUCAGUAUCAUCCCAAAUUUAGCAACUGUAUUUAUAACUGCAACUUUGAGGCUGCCGUUCUGGGUUCUAAGAGCAAACGCAUCGUCGACCCCAUCGCCUAUUCCGCGCUCUUCUCUAACAUGUGA
Spirometra erinaceieuropaei is the source of this 16786-nucleotide messenger RNA. Lineage: Eukaryota; Metazoa; Platyhelminthes; Cestoda; Diphyllobothriidea; Diphyllobothriidae. The record is from the annotation of a GenBank genome assembly.